CGAGUACCAAUACUUUAAUGCCUAUUUAGUACCUACUAGGUAGUAUCUUCUUAACUUCUUAUCCAAUUAAUAAUUCAUUACAUCAUCAACCAAGUUCCUGCCGAGCUAGGCUACAGUUGCUAGGUACCUUUCUCCCGUCAGUCGCUGCACAUGCACUUCCAAAAUGAAAGUGUCGUGUUGUCGUGUCUAAAACAUUCACAGAAGAACGCACUAGGCCAAACAAAGUAUCAUAUUUGACUACUACGUGAUAACAUCAAUCAGAACAUCAGCUGCCUUCGCCUUGCAGCACUCACCUCAUCUCAUACUACAAACAAUCUGCAACAUUUCUCGACUUAUCAAAUGUUUACUUAUUUAUAAUACUUUUACUUCAACUACACUUCUUCCAUCAGCUCUAUACUUCCACUACAGCAUCCGUCAAUAAUCCUAAUCAAUUUCCCCUCAGCUCACCGUCCCCGCCAUUCUCUCCCAUAGCGCUCUACAAGUCUUAUGUGCAUCCGAUACGACUUGAAUACGAAUCAUAGUCGCAUUCAACCAUGACGGCGGCUGAUAUAGGUCGUUACAAACGCUUCGUCCAGUAUUUCUGGGACCCCGAGCCUACAAACGACACUGCCUCGCAGUCACCUAUUUGGUGUUUAGGAAAAGAAUACCCUAUUCUGGAAAAGUCGCCCACUUCAGUUAUUACAGACUCCCCUCCCCAGGAAGGACAACAUCUACCCGCACAGUCUUUACCUACCAAUGUUACAACUCCACCUGAUAGUACCGUUGGCAGUCUUGAAUCAAGUUCAGGCUAUCAAACUUGCGACGCAGCCAAUGCAGAUGGAGGAUGGCCAUCCGCAUUCCUUGAUGAUUUUGAAGCCAAGAUAUGGCUUACAUACCGAUCAAGCUUUCCAGCGAUAGCUAAGUCGCAGGAUCCAAAAGCCUUUUCUGCAAUGUCACUAUCAGUACGAUUGAGGAGCCAACUUGUCGACCAAGGAGGCUUUACAUCUGACACGGGGUGGGGUUGUAUGAUAAGGUCUGGACAAAGCCUUUUGGCAAAUGCAUUGCUUACUCUGAGAAUGGGCAGAGAAUGGCGCCGCGGGAUAUCUAGCCACGAAGAACGUAAAAUCCUAUCUUUAUUCGCAGAUGACCCGAGAGCUCCUUACUCUAUUCACAAAUUUGUCGAGCACGGUGCAAGUGCUUGUGGGAAACAUCCUGGAGAGUGGUUCGGACCAUCUGCUACUGCGCGCUGUAUCCAGGCUUUGUCCAAUAACCAAGCCAAAUCAGAACUGCGUGUAUACAUCACGGGUGAUGGAUCGGACGUAUACGAAGACACCUUUAUGAGUAUCGCAAAGCCAAACCACUCAGACUUCACCCCGACUCUCAUUCUAGUCGGUACGAGGCUGGGCCUUGACAAGAUAACUCCUGUCUACUGGGAGGCACUGAAGUACUCCUUACAGAUGCCACAAUCUGUGGGGAUAGCUGGGGGUCGCCCAUCCUCCUCGCACUACUUCAUUGGUGUGCAAGAGUCAGAUUUCUUCUAUCUGGAUCCUCAUCAAACACGACCAGCACUUCCGUACAGAGAUAAUAUGGAUGACUAUACUACAGAGGAUGUUGACUCGUGCCACACUCGUCGACUUCGAAGACUCCACAUAAAGGAGAUGGAUCCCAGCAUGCUUAUUGCAUUCUUGAUACGUGACGAGAACGAUUGGAAUGAGUGGCGACGGGCCGUUAAGGAAGUACAGGGUAAGGGAGUUAUCCACGUUGCAGACACGGACCCGGCAUCGUAUGGCUUAGGCGGAGAGCGAGAUGGAGCUAUUGACGAGGUUGAAACAUUCGACGACGACGAUGACGAUACCAUAUUAGACGCUCAAGGCGCUGGGAAAUGAUCCACCAAAGGAAUUCAGGUAUUUAGGGCGUUCGGGGUAGGUGAUUUUUAUAGAGAUUAGUCUUAAUCCUUUCUUAUCGCAAAUUACAACUUUGAUUGGUUUUAAU
Messenger RNA from Botrytis sinoallii, 1971 nucleotides. RefSeq lists its product as uncharacterized. The transcript is spliced from 4 exons. The record is from RefSeq and is a predicted model, not a curated record. NCBI's taxonomy places the organism in Eukaryota, Fungi, Ascomycota, Leotiomycetes, Helotiales, Sclerotiniaceae. Bases 534 to 1865 code for a protein of 443 amino acids. Gene Ontology annotation, molecular function: protein-phosphatidylethanolamide deconjugating activity.